Molecule: messenger RNA, 999 nt
Organism: Gracilinanus agilis (Agile Gracile Mouse Opossum)
Lineage: Eukaryota; Metazoa; Chordata; Mammalia; Didelphimorphia; Didelphidae
Gene: HFE
Product: homeostatic iron regulator
Exons: 5
Coding region: 1-999 (332 amino acids)
Biological process (GO): regulation of iron ion transport; positive regulation of T cell mediated cytotoxicity; antigen processing and presentation of endogenous peptide antigen via MHC class I via ER pathway, TAP-independent
Cellular component (GO): external side of plasma membrane
Molecular function (GO): transferrin receptor binding
Source: RefSeq, a predicted model, not a curated record
AUGCCUGCCUCAGUGUUUUUGUCAUCUUCAGGGACUCAUUCUCUUCGAUAUCUCUUCAUGGGGGCAUCACAUCCUGACUUGGGACUCCCUUCAUUUGUUGCCCUCAGCUAUGUGGAUGAGCAUUUAUUUGUAUGCUAUGAUCAUGAGAGCCAAAAGGCAAAACCCCGGGGCCCAUGGCUACAGAAGGAAGAAGAUGAGUUUUGGGUGAGAAUGACUCAAAGCCUGAAGGGAUGGGAUCACAUGUUCAUUAUUGACCUUUGGACUAUAAUGGACAAUCACAGUCGAGGUCAGGGGUCUCACAUAUUACAGGUCAUCCUUGGCUGUGAAUUUCUGGUGGAAGACAACAAGACCAGAAGUUUCUGGAAAUAUGGCUAUGAUGGUCAAGACUAUCUCACCUUUCAUCCAGAUACAAUGAACUGGACAGCAGUUCAGCCUGAAGCCCAGGCCACAAAGCAGGAAUGGGAGAUGAACAAGAUCCAGGCAAAGCAACAUAGAGCUUACCUAGAAAGGGACUGCCCUAAGCAGCUACAGAGAUACUUGGAGAUUGGGAGUGAAAUCCUGAAUAAGAAAGUGCCCCCAUUGGUGAGAGUAAGCCGACACAUCACUGAUGAAGGUGUUAUCACCCUGAGAUGCCAACCUCAAAACUUCUCCCCAGUGAACAUCACACUGAGCUGGUUGUGGGAUGGAAAACAACUGACCCAAGGAACUGAGCUUGGAGACAUUCAUCCUAGCGGAGACGGAACCUUCCAGAUCUGGAUGACUGUAGCUAUUACUCCAGGAGAAGAACAGAGAUAUGCCUGCCAAGUAGAGCACCCAGGACUAGACCAGCCCCUCAUUAUGACUUGGGAACAUCAUCCACUGACUGUCACCCUGGCUACUGGGAUUACCACUGGGAUCAUCGUUAGCAUCAUCAUUACCACCAUAGCUGUGAUCAUCUGGAAAAAAAGGAAGGUGUCAAGAGGACUGAGAAGGAACUAUAUCCAGAAUAAAGGUGAGUGA